Messenger RNA from Drosophila hydei, 1516 nucleotides. RefSeq names its product coilin. The record is from RefSeq and is a predicted model, not a curated record. NCBI's taxonomy places the organism in Eukaryota, Metazoa, Arthropoda, Insecta, Diptera, Drosophilidae. The transcript has 3 exons. The coding region runs from base 14 to 1495 and encodes 493 amino acids.
GCGACCAUGUAAUAUGUAUGGGCAAGAAGACAAUUUAAACAUAAUGCAGUACUUGUCCAUAAAAUUGGAUUUAUCCAACUUCUUCAGUGAUGAACGUCGCUGUUCAGUGGUCUUAGUCGAUGAAACAUGGGAAAAUGUCAAAGAUCUGCAAGAUCACAUACAAAAGUUGUUCAAUUUGAAAGAGAUAAGUUUGUUGACCAGCGAUGGUUGUUAUGUACCUCCAAAGGAAUCGAUCAGAGUAAUCAAAUCUCGGCAAUCGCUUAAAGCUUUUCUGCUGGAUCCAACCGGCAGUAGUUCAAAGGAGGAUCUUUCACAUGUGGCUGAAACAAAUAAAAAGCGCAAAAAUCGUUCGGCUGAAACGGAAAAAGAGUUUACAAGCUCCACGCCCAAUCUACCCAAGCGUUCCAAAUGCAAAAACAUAACAAGAAAUGAGGCCACCUAUGUGGACGCCCCUUCAAUCAAAAGCGCUACAAAUGGGCUAGAUAACAAAGAUCAAACAAACCUUUUAACUGAAUCUUUGAUUCAAGAUGAUCCAAAGCCUUCAGAUAUUAGCUGUGUAGAAACUACUAAAUCAGCUACAAUCACCACUGAGUCUAGCACAUUAAAUCAAUCAAAUCGAACUACUAGAAAUCUAAGCAGCUUUAACAAGCAAAGCGUUUCAAAUAACCACAUCCUAUAUAAGGAUGAUGAAGAGGAGGAAAAUGUGCCAACAAAUGGCACACCUGUGGAGCAGAGUUUGCAAUCCGAGAUAGUUGCACCUGAAGUUGAAUUUCGCAGUCAUCUGAUGGAGUUAGAUCCGAACUCUGUGCGCAUCUUUAAGCUACCACGUAAACAAGAAACCAUAAAAAUUAUAGAGGAAAUUGUGAUUCCAGCCAAGGCGCCUGCACCCGAACAGAAAGAGGAACAAACGCAUUUGGAAGAGUCAGUGGAGGCAGCGACUACACCGAAUAAAGCGGAUUUUGAAGAUAAGACAACGACGCCUUUAACUUCGACUAAACUGGACUUAGAGCUUUCACUGAAGGAGCAAGAAUCUAAGGAUAAAUCACAGAUCGAGGAACCAAUGCAGAGUUUACUGGAUUCCGACUCGGACAUUAUGGUGUUGGAUGAUACAAAUUUGGAUGACUCAGACUCAGAUGUGGAAGCAGUACCAGUGAAGGAUGAGUCAUUGGAUAUCAUUCGAGACAUGCUACAAAAUGCAGCGCCUUUAGAGAGUUUACCCAAUGUGGGUGAAACGAUAAUCUUUAAGUUGGCUAAGAAAAAAGGAGCACAGCAACCAACAACGGUUACCGAUAACAUAGCGGGCACCUGCUCCUACGUCAAUCGUCGUACGACAUCAAUCACAAUUUCUGUAAUCGCAUGUGCCGAUGUGUCCUCUGACGUACUGAACCAGUAUUCCAGCCGUUUGGAUGAUACUUCAAACUCGAUGCCCCCCACUUUAAAUGUUAAAUUUAGAGACUUGCUAGAGGCCAAAGUAAUUGUGGCCUCUGUGGAUUAAGCAGUCAUUUUCCGUUCCUUA